Messenger RNA from Danaus chrysippus (African queen), 1842 nucleotides. The record is from the annotation of a GenBank genome assembly. NCBI's taxonomy places the organism in Eukaryota, Metazoa, Arthropoda, Insecta, Lepidoptera, Nymphalidae.
AUGGAGACGGAAGACGAGUUUGCUCGUAACCUGUUGGACGACAUGCCUCCCAUCAACUGCGAUCUUUUCGAUGGACCCUACGGUGGCAACAAUGACAUAGGAGACAUGACCUUCUGUCUGGGAAACUAUGUUCCCGACUUUAUGAAGAUGCUUUUCACAAUGCGAUCACAUCACAUGUUAACAGACGUCGUCUUGGAAGUUGGAAACGAAUUGUUCCACGUACACAAAGUAGUUCUAGCAGCUGGCAGCCCUUACUUUAAGGCUAUGUUUACGAGCGGUUUGAAGGAAUGCGAGAUGUCUCGAGUCAAACUACAGGGUGUUUGUCCGUCAGCGAUGGCUUGGCUGGUUUACUUCAUGUACACGGGAAAGGUCCGUAUAACGGAGGUCACCGUAUGCCAGCUGCUGCCCGCCGCUACUAUGUUCCAGAUAACUAACGUGAUAGACGCCUGCUGCGCCUUCCUCGAGCGACAGUUGGAUCCCUCCAACGCCAUCGGGAUAGCGAACUUCGCGGAGCAGCACGGCUGUGUGGAGCUCAAACAGAAAGCUAACCAGUUUAUAGAGAGGAACUUCACUCAGGUUUGCCAAGAUGAAGAAUUCUUGAAACUAACACCACAGGAGUUAAUAUGUCUGAUAAGAAAAGAUGAACUAAACGUUAGGGAGGAGAGGGACGUCUAUAACGCAGUGUUGAGUUGGGUGAAAUUCGAUGAAGAUCGUCGUCAUCCUCGUAUGGAGCAUAUACUUCAGGUCGUAAGGUGUCAGUACUUGACGCCCAGCUUCCUGAAGGAACAGAUGACAACGUGCUCUGUACUCAAGAAAGUACCCGCCUGUAGAGAAUACCUCGCCAAGAUAUUUGAGGAUCUGACUCUCCACAAGAAGCCAGUAGUGAAGGAGCGUUGUCCGAACACUCCUCGUAUAGUUUACGUAGCGGGAGGAUACUUCAGACAUUCUAUAGACGUCUUCGAGGCUUUCAACUUAGACGACAACUGUUGGACAACACUACCUAGACUUACCGUGCCACGAUCAGGGCUGGGAGCUGCCUUUCUUAAGGGUUUGUUCUACGCAGUGGGUGGCCGCAACACGUCCCCGGGCUCCUCGUACGACAGCGACUGGGUGGACGUGUACAGCCCUACCUCGGAACAGUGGAGACCGUGCAGCCCUAUGGCCACGCCACGACAUCGGGUCGGUGUCGCCGUGAUGGACGGACUGCUGUACGCGGUCGGUGGGUCGGCUGGGUCGGAGUAUCACAAGACUGUGGAAUGUUACGAUCCAGAGAAGGAUACUUGGACUUACAUAGCGUCGAUGGGUCGCGCGAGGCUUGGGGUGGGGGUCGCUGUGGUCAACAGGCUGCUGUACGCUGUGGGGGGCUUCGAUGGAGCGAGGAGGACCGCCUCCGUGGAGACAUACCACCCCGAGAACAACUGCUGGACCGAACUGGCGCACAUGAAGUACGCCAGGAGUGGCGCCGGUGUAGCGGCGUGGAAUCAGUAUAUAUAUGUAGUGGGCGGGUACGACGGGUCGUCUCAGCUGUCGUCGGUGGAGAGAUACGACACGGAACAUGACACGUGGGAGGAGGUCACGCCCAUGAGGUCCGCGAGGUCCGCGCUCUCACUCACGGUCCUCGACAACAAGCUGUAUGCUAUGGGCGGGUACGACGGCACUUCAUUCCUGGACGUGGUCGAGAUAUAUGACCCGGUCACUGACACGUGGUCGGAGGGCACUUCGCUGACGUCAGCACGCUCGGGUCACGCCUCCGCGGUCAGCUACCAGCACGCGGCGCCCCCUGACGCUGACGCGCGGCGACAUGAUGACGUCACCAUGAACCUGCCACACGCACACAGAUAA